AGCUGUGCUCCAUCUGUACUCUGUGCCGUGAAAAAACAUUUUGGUCGUUUUGCUCAAAUUAAUUAUUCCAAUUUCGUGAAUGAAUAACGAUGCGCUAAGCACAUAAGUUGCGCUAGUUUAGUUAAGUUUUACUUCAAUAUUGAUUUUAAAGAAGCAGCAAAAAAUGCCAGUUGACCAGAUUCAAUAUUCCGAAAGGUAUACUGAUGACGUUUAUGAAUACAGGCAUGUCAUAUUACCACCAGACAUCGCAAGAUUGGUUCCAAAGUCUCACCUUAUGACAGAAACUGAGUGGAGGAACCUUGGUGUCCAGCAGAGUCCUGGAUGGCUGCAUUUCAUGGUCCACAAUCCAGAGCCUCACGUACUGCUCUUCCGGAGGAAGCGCACUGAUGUUCCAAUAGCGAAUGGUCUGGAUGUCAAAAGUGGAUCUAUGAUACAUGUAGGAUCCAAGUGAGAAUGACUAGAACCUUUUACAAUUACAAACUGACUCAUAAAGUGCAUACUUACAUAUACAUACUUUAAAAUCCUACCAGAAAUUUCUACCUCUUAAUUUCACUUAUUUAUAAAAAGAAAAGACAAUUAGUGUUCAUAUUGUGAUGAGUGGUCAUUUUGUUGUCAAAUGACAACAAAACCCAGUAAAUCAACCGUAAUGAUUUACUGGGUUUCCGUAUUCAUAACAGAAUAGUUUAAAGUUUAUUAUAUGUAUUUUCAGGUGUUUAACACAAUUCAUAAAGAACUGUCUUAUGUAUGUAUGCAUGCACCAAUACUUCUUUUGCCAGAGUGAAUAACAAAGUUACAAAUUCAGGUUUCUUUGAGAAACAUUUAGCAAGUAAUAUAAAUCUAACAAGAUAAUGCAUAUUUACACGAUAACUGCGAGUUUCAAGCAAGAACAAAACUAAAUAACUACUUUAGCAUAAAACAAAUUAUUUAUGAUAAAAGCUUAUGUUAUUUACUCGGACAUGAAGCUAAAGACAAUGACUUUAUGGAUAGCAAUAAUUUGCUAAGCAUUUAUCUGUCUCAAUGCCUACUUAUUAAUACAAAGAAAAGUUUUGGACUUGGCAGUUUGUUUUGGUUCACAUACUAUAAAUGUGACAGAAACCUUGUGUUUCUAGUCUAAGCCUCUGCCUUCUUAAUAUAGGAGUCCAAAUGUUCUGAUUAGUUUGUGAUAAGAUUGCAGAAGUUAUUAAUAUAAAAGAGGGUCUUUCAAUAAGGAUGCACAAUCCUUAUCAUUAGAUAAUAAAGUUUUGAAAUUCACAUAAUGGUUAUAUACAUAAAGCAUGGGGGUAUGCUUUACUUUGACAUUAAGUGCCUUACUGUGUUGUUUCUCUUUUCUGUAUCACACAGUUGUCCAUGUAUGCCUUUAUAUAGUGAAAUAUCAUUUUAUUAACUUAACCUUUGCAUGCCGGAAUGUUCAUCUGUGCCAAAAAUAAAUUGUCUGGAGAUGGAGGCAUAAACGAUAAGAGGUUAAAGCAUUGUCUUUGUGAGACCGUUGAUUCUUAAUGUUUCACUAGGUUACCAUAUUACUUAAGAUCAUUAUCUAUUCUGUUGUUGGCUAUUUAGUAACAUUUUACUAAAAUGUAUAUGUACAGCAUUUGUGCCUGAAUGAGUGAUCAUUAUGUAGUAUGUAGUGCUGCCUUGUCGUUAGCAUUAGUUGACCUUACCAGUCAGUUGACAGAAACCUAGUCUACAAACAUAACACACUAGCUGACCCGGCAAACAUUCCUGCUGCCUAAUAGUCAGUGAAUGUGGUCAUCUUAAAAUUAUUAAGCUUAAUUGAAUGCAUGACUAGGCUAUUGCCUUCAUUCAAGGAACAUAACUUAGUGUUAAAACGCUGCGUACUGCUUAAAUCUAUAAAGUGGUGUUGGUUAAUACAUGUGUUGAAGGGAUUUCUAUUCUAAUUAAUGAAUAUUUAAUUUCCUUUCUAUGUGGUAUUCGAAAAUAAUAAGUGUUUGCUUUUUAUACCUACUAACACCAGGUGUUGUUCGUUUAAUCAACAUGGGAAGUGACAAUAAUCUAAAAUAGCCGUUUUUAACUUGUAUUUUCACAAUUUUUUUUACUAAGAAUCAGUAGGCUCGGUAGCUAGUUAUGUGAAAUUGGCAGAAUUGUGGGAAAAUUACAGUUGAGCUAUUAUAGACAGAAGAAAAAUCUUACCUGCUGCUUAGAAAUGUUUCUAGUACAAUUUUUUUAAGAAGAAUGCAACACAUUACCCAAGAGUAGUCACAUGUAACAUCAAUAAAAAAUGCCUCUUAAAGUCUCACUCUGCAUUCCUAUUUGAAAGACCCAUUAUUUGUUUACUUACAAAGCUGCUGACUGAAGAUUUUAGAUUCCUUAAAGCUUAAUGCAAUGUUAUAUUAACUGUGCCUUAUGGAAAACUGAAAUGUUGAUGAUAUUAUAGAUAAUUAAAUAACUUUAUGUUAUAACUUAUAAGUAAAUACUAUUAUACCAAAUGCAUAAAAUAUUUCCUGUCUUUUAAUUACUUAAAUAAAUAAGUAUUUCUAACACUCACACC
Chilo suppressalis (striped riceborer) is the source of this 2506-nucleotide messenger RNA. Lineage: Eukaryota; Metazoa; Arthropoda; Insecta; Lepidoptera; Crambidae. The record is from the annotation of a GenBank genome assembly.